Messenger RNA from Leishmania mexicana MHOM/GT/2001/U1103, 1683 nucleotides. RefSeq lists its product as hypothetical. The record is from RefSeq and is a predicted model, not a curated record. The transcript has a single exon. Lineage: Eukaryota; Euglenozoa; Kinetoplastea; Trypanosomatida; Trypanosomatidae. Bases 1 to 1683 code for a protein of 560 amino acids.
AUGGAGCGGGACAAGCCGCCACCAGCUCUACGCUUUGCUCGUCAGUGGACAUUGCCUUCCAGUGCGGCGAGCGACGCGGGUUUCCCUACCCUUGACUAUCCCUCGCGACACACGGAGUCUCCCUCGCCAAUUAGCCGAUCUCAGGUGCCCCUGACGCCAUCCCCUGACAGGCCCGGGCGGCGACAACAGCGGGAUGGCUCUCUCGCGCCAGACUCGCCGUCUCCCUUACCACCCUCGGAGCUGUCAGCGCUCACUUCGGGAGGUGCCGGACACCACGCCGAUGCGUCACCGCAGCAGACGUCGUGCCCUGCGCCAGCGGCUUCGUCCGCAAGGAACGUUGCGGCGCAAUGCGUACAGCGGGUGAUGUCAGCCAGUGAUGCGGAUGGCAAGUCGUUCUGGCGGCGCCAAGCGCAGCGUCUCGAGGCGACGUGUACCGCACUGGAGGAGGAGCUGAGAACCGUCUACCGCUGCCUCGGCAAAGACGCCGAUGGUAUCCCUCGUGUGCUGGAGGCAAGUAGUCAUACCUCUUUGAUGGCGGUCGGAAGCGUCAACCCUACCUAUGAGAAGGUGGUGCAGGAGCGCGACGUGGCACGGCUGGAGCUGGCGCGAGAAAGGGAAAAGAAUUUCCUUCUACGUCACCGCCUGCGGGAGAUGGAUGCAGAGGUGCAUAGACUGCAAAGCCGGCAUGCCCGUGACGAAGGCAAGCAGCGCGUGGGCGAUGCAUCAAAGCGGACGUUUCCAUCUUCUAAUUCUGUCUCAAACGUGGGUGUGCUUUCGAGACACCGCCGCACUUCCAGUCGCUGCUGCUCGAGCUCUCGCUCUUCAGCACAGUUCACACGUGAUAUGUGGCGUUCGCCCACCUAUCGACGCUCUCGCAGCAUCACGCGACCGUACACUUCGUCGUCUGCGAGGCGGGAGGAGUCGCCACGACGAACGUCGGUGUCGGUUACCACAUCUUGUGUCCACUACAGCGACGACUCUAUGGUCACCCUGUCGUCGGCCGCCUCAAGGUCGCCUUUGGCACGUCGUGAAAGUGGCCGUCGUGCCGCCAACACGCCGGCGGCAGCUCCAGCAGCUUUCAGAAGACCCCACAGGGGUAGCACGCAGUCGCCCCUGAAACCGAGCCGACAUGCAGCGGACGCGUACGAAGCGGAGGCGCGCGACUUGCUCACAUGGCUGCUAAGUGCUCGCUCUUCCUCGUCCUCUCCGAGCCGGUGCCAGCCAUCCGCGUGGCGGAAAGGCGGUGCUGGGUCACGUGGACCAGAACCUGUGUGUCACUCUAACCUUGCGAGUCCAUCACGACGCGUGUUCCACACUGGUCUCUUCAGCGCCGCUGUUGCCGUCAGCGAAGGCGAAGAGGAAGGCGGUCGAUUGGCACGUGGAACGGCGCGAGGAGCGGCGAGGGCUUGCCCAGCGAUUCGUGACAGUCGACUGCUGUCGCCUAUUCCGCCGCAGCAAGAAAGGGACGCCGUUGAUGGUGAAAAAGCAAGGGACCACCCCACAGGCGCCGUUCGGUCAUUCAGUGCGAUGCCAUUGGGGAUGCGAGCGACGAGGAGCUCCACGGACCCGUCUGGCAACGCGCUCUUCAGCAAAGUGACUCCUACGGCGCACGCUGGCGAUGGGGAGUGGGUUGCGUGGCAGCCACACGUGUUGGCACCACGGCCACAGUCUGGUGGUGCGUAG